ACGGGGAAAUGAGGGGAACCGAGGGGAAGGAUGACACAUGUUCAGCCCAACCCAGUGGCAGAGCAGCCGGAGAGGCAGAGCCAAUAGCUGCUUUUCAUGCUCAGUGAGUCUGUCCACCUCCACCCCACCCCCCCUUCCCCGAGUCCUUAAGUUGCAGCUUUUAACUACCUCGGUGUUCAAAGAAAAUAUGAUGCUCAGCGUGAACAGAAGGAAGAGCCUGCUGACAGGUAGACAGCAUGGACACUGAUCCUGGCAGGGCCGGCUGCUGAGAGAGCUUUUACCCUUUAGGAUUAGUUUUUUCAGGCUUUUCUCAACAAACAACACAGUUGGAAACGCUAGACCAUUUUUAUAUAAGAGCUGAGAAUCCUCCAGAAUCACAGAGCUGCGGGAAGAAAAAAAAUAUACCAAGUGCUGUAAUGCACGAGAUACGAUCUCCAGAGCUGCCAGCACCCUCUGCAAAGUAACUAUCUCCUACCACAUCUUCAGAAACCCAACGAGUCUCACCGCUACCUUCCACCGGAUCCCCAUCGCUUCGCAGACCCAGCGUUCAGAAGGGAUCCUCUGGUCUGAGCCAAGGCGGGGGUGACGCCCAGCGGCUCCCCCGCUUCCAGCUGAGCUCCAGCCUCAGAAAACUCUGGAGCGAAGAUUUCCAGGGAUACAGAGCCCCAGUGAUUAAUUGCAGCCUCUGUUUUAAAACUUUCGGCCUGUUUUUGAGGUGGGAUCUCUGGUGUUCCCAUCAAUGCCCCGUGCACCAUCCAGCCAACUUCUUUGAGGUGAUAAAUAAAUUCUUGGAUGACUGAGAGGGAAAUUGUCCUGUAGCAAACACGUGGUGCCUUUCCAGCCUCAGGAGUUCCCUUGGCUAUUCAGGGCAGAGAGAUUACUCUUUUUCUCAGCUAAGGGAGCUGCUUUCAUUAAAGGUGCAGCUCCAUCGCGAGCUGGCCGCAGCAUUAGGGAGGAGGGGAAACCACAGUGCCUCAGAAUUUUGAAGAAAAUACGUCUAAAAAUAAGACACCCCAGGUACCUGCCUGGCUGUUACUGGAUGCGAACACGCUACGAGCCCAACGAUGAACCGUUUUGCGGUCUGCGGGCCUUCCACCAGCCCUUUGCCGGCCCGCUUUUGGGGUGAUUUUUGGGGAAUAGCUUUGGAGGGCCGAUGUGGGGCAAACCCCAGGCAUCAAGGAGCACAUCCUCACCUUUCACAGCCGCCUUUACCUCCUGCUCCCAGCUCACGGCUUCAGCCUAACAUCUGGCAAAGUUGUGUACCACGGGCAAAGCGAACAUCGCUGCUUAUGGCAGACCAGGCUGACAGUUCCUGCGAGAUCAGCCCCGCGAGCAUCAUUUCGUGGUGAUAGCUCGCUCACAAAGGCAAGAAAUGGAAGCAAAUCUUACAUGACACAUUUAUUUUUGUCGUCUAUUUAUUAGCUCAGAGCAAAAGUCCUGCUGCGCUGCAUUAUGGGGAUUAUGCAAAUGAGGGACAUCAAGACAAUUAAAAAAAAGCCCAAGUGAGCACAAUGUCAGAGCCGAGCAGAUGCUGAGAGACGGCGCAGUCCUCCCUGGCCUGCCGCAGCCCGGCAGCACGGCUGGACUCGCAGCCCCGUGCCCACAUCUAACGUGUCGCCUGGUCCAGAUGCUUCUGCUCCUCCUCCGGCUCGUGCAGACAACCCAGCCCAGCAGGUCAUUAGGCCCAUCAGUUAAUGAGCUGCCCAACACACCUCCCAGAGCGCUCCCCUCCCACGGGACUUCUGCUGCCCCUUCCCUUUUUGGGGGGCGGGUGCAUGGGGCGCAUCCUCAUCCUUAUCCCAUCGCAGGCGCCCGCUGCUCUCACCCAGACUGAUACAGCCAAAAUUAAUGGUUAGGCUAAUCCCGGUCGGAAUUUGGAUUUAUGGGGCUGCUGAGAGAACUACACACAGCCCAGAGAGCACAGAGGGUCCUCGUCCCCUGCAAGGGACCUCCCGGCUCCCCAUGGGAGAGCAGCCCAUCGCCCCGUGUCCCGGCGCAGAGUGAGGUAAUGCCGGGCUCGUGUCGGGUCGGUCCCUGCCAUGGGAGGAGGAUCUGGCUCGCUCCGCGGGUCCAAAGCCUGGCUAAAUCCCCGCUGAAUCACCCCCUGUUACACUGACAGCUCGGGAUUUAUGAGAGCUCAAGCGGAUGGAUAGCAAUGAGCAGGGGAAAAAAAGGUCCCAAAUCUGACUUGUCUCUCCUUCUGCAAGCCCCAGAGGACUCGGGAUGUGUGUUUGGGGAUUUAAUCCUGUCUGAACCCUUCUAUUUUGAGACGGAGGUGGAGGGAGAGCUUAAGGCAGCUGAAGUGCAUGUCGAUAGCUGCAUCCAAGCACAGCUCCUGCCCCGGCAGCUCCUGGAAGUGGAAAAAUGCCGUUUCCCAAAAGCCCACGGAAGAGCAGAGGCAGGCUGGCGGCUCGGAGACACGGAGAGAUGCAGGGAAUAGCCAGGGAAACACGCUUCCCUCCUCACUCUGCUAAUUGCACCCAUUAGGGAAGGAAUGCUGCCUCCGAUUUUGAGCUAUACCAGCUAUUUUUAAUUUCCCUGCUUGCUGAAAGCACCCACCGGCGCGCUCGGGUGGUGGUGGCUUGGGUUUUUUUACUGGAAACGGGUCUUUCUCCUCCCAGGUCAGAGGCUCUUUUGUGUCUGCCUGGCUGGGAGACGGGGCCGGAGACAAAGCCGAAAAGGAGAAAGCGGGAGAGAGACGAACGAGAGAGAUGGGGAGAACCGGCAUCCCUGCCCCGGGCGGGGGGCAGGCAGGGGGCCUCUUGCCUGGAGCAGUUGUGUGUGUGAGAAUAGCGGUGGGUGCUGCGCGCUCGGGGAACGAUGGGCGUUUGUAAGGAGCACACGAAACCGCACACAGGCACCUGCAUCCCCCAGCUCCCCUGUGCGCGCGUUACCCGCACACAUCCCCCCGGGACUUAAACUCCGCGGGCAGCGCCCGCGUAUUUUUUUCCCAAAGAAAUUCAAGUCCUUCAUCUGUUUAUUGUGCAUGUUGAGAAUGUGUUUAUGUAUGUCUAUGCGAAUAUAUAUGUAUUUACAUCUGUUCGCACUGUGUUGCCGUGUGGCAUUUGCUUGCAGUAGUUAUAUUCUUGUUAAUAUGUAUGUGAUUAGCUGGGAAAAAAAUGAAUUCUCUUUGUUCGAGGUGAGAAUAACCACCAAAUAGUCAAAAUUCAUCAAUAUAUGGAUGUUUGUGAAGAUGUGUGUGUAUAUAUAUAUAUUCCCGUGUAUUCACAUUACGCAGGUUGACACACAAUUACAUGCCACGCAUGUUAACGUACUUAUCAGCUAAAUUGCACGUCAGCUCUUUAACUGUUGGAUUUCAGUACGAGGUGUGCACUUGCGUGAGUGUUCCUGUGUGCGAAUAUAAGUUUAUGUACAUAUAUGAUAAGUUUUCUGUCUUGCUUAGGUACCAGACGUGAAGUGGGGGGGUUUGUGUGGGACUGGGUAUGUCUGUGUGUGUGCAAACACUUUUGCAUUGUUUGUAACGUGUUGUAUAAAAUCCGUGCACGAGCCCCCGAUUGCGGGCAAAGAGAAACUCUGCCUGGUGCAGAAGAGUAUUUUUCUUUCCGAGCGUGAACCGAAGGGCGAAGAGCAGAUUUGUUUGCGCUUGUGCUUUGCUGAAUGUCAUUGAAUCCUGCACGAAAACGGCGCGGGGUGCCGGUGCGGUGGGAAGAGCUGGGUGUGCUGGUGGAACCGCAGUUGAGCAAUCCUUCCUCCGGCUGCAAACUUGCAGCUCCACCAGCAGCGCUGGCACUCGGCACAGCGGGGAGGGAGGCUCUCCGGGUGCUCUCCGAUGAGGUCCCCCGGGGGUGCUCCCAAGCCUCUCCUGCUCCAGGUGAUGCCCCAGUUCACCUUCGCUUGCUUCUGCGGGCUCCAUGGCUUCUGCAAGAUGAAGAGGAAGAAAGAAGAGUCCAGUGCGGAGCAGGAGACGGCAGUGUGAGGAGCAGACUCGUGUGUGCGUCGCGCCAAGCCGUGCCUCGGGACCCCAUCCCCUUCCCCUCGAUCCUUGUGUGGCCAGGGGAGAGCCGAAGCGCGGGAAUGACCUUGCCGAGAGGCAGAAGCAGAUGCUGUGGACGUUAUCCAGGUGCUGCAGCAAUUCUGCCCGGACGCCCAGCCCGGCCAGGCACUGAGCAUCGGGACCUGAGCAGCCGCUGUCGGAGGGACCCUGCAUCCCAGCGGGGUAGAGAAUUCCCUCCAGAGUGAGCCGACCUGCCCUUGCUCCAACAAAUCUCAACAGACCUGGAGGGGUUUUCAAAAGCCGGGGCCAGACCUUGUCCCUACUGGAGUCGUAGAGCCAGAGAGGCUGGCCCCUGGCUGGUAAGUUGUCCUGCUGCUGCAGAAUUGGCUGAACCUACAAACCAACUUGGUUUUGGGGUUUUUUGUUUGUUUUUUUUUAAAGUCUGUCUCAAGGAAAUGUCUGUGACUCCAAGAAGCCGUUCUCCGUGCCUCUGGUCCUGCGAUGCAGCGCACCAGAGCGUUUUGGAGACUCCAGACUCACCGUCCCUGCUCGGAUGCUGCUCCCAGCGCAACCAGUGCGAACCGAGAGCUGCUGCACCACGGGUCGGGGGGACACCUCGGUGUGUGACCCCCACCCCCUGCACGCCUGAGCCAUGAGGCGCAGCGGGAGGUUGUUCUUGUUUGGCAAACGGGCCAAAAUCCCUGAGCUUUGGGCACCUGAGAUUCACUCCAGGGACAUUUCUAGCACAAACGUGUCCUCCGGAGCAGAACUCCUUAUAUUCUUCCAUACUGCGCUUCCCUUCUCCAUAUGGAGACCCCCUGAGCCUGGAGGGAUCUAACCCAGGGUUAGUCCUGCUCCUGCCACCAUCUUCUCCUGCGGUGGUUGAGCAUCCUCCUUGCGCCGCGUGGCCGUCCCCACGGUCCCCUUCUCUCCCCCACCCUGUCUGCGCAUCCUUCACACCCACCGCUGAAGCCAUACGGGAGCUCCCUGCGUGCCGUGCCUUCCCGGAGGGUCUCGGGCAGACAGCCCCCCUCAGAUACCCUCCCAACAGCCCCAGGCUCUGUGCGCUGACGUCAGGGAGCCAGGGUCCCCCCAGGGGUUUGGGGCGGGGGGUGUCUCGGUGCCCGGUUCCUGCAUUCCAGAUCUCAUUUCAGACACCAGCAGCCGCAAUGGUCCCAGUGCUCCCGUUUGCAAGAGGUGCUGGGGAGCAGCAGGGACAGCCCCUAGGAACGGGUAAAUGCUCGGGGGCAGCUGUGCCCGCUGCCCAUCGGCGGGGGGGAGGUAUUGCCUUGAGCAGAUUGACACCCCCAAGGAGCCCCCCCCUGCAGGGGACGAGCGUGCUCGGAGAACAAAUCCUCCCCCCGCAAUUAACUGGCUCGACCUUUCCAGGGUUUGCCCAGUGCUCCCAGACCGGAUUCGCGCUCGGCAAACAGAGCUGUAUGCGCCACUGACAGCUCCCCUUCGGAGGAGAUUUGUUGGCUCAGCCAACAUCCCCAACCAACAUGGCUAUUAUUUUAUUUUCUUAUCUAAAGGAUUUAGCACAAAAACCUGAGCCUGGCCAGGAGCACCAGUAACACGAGGCACAGCUGAGGAGCUUUAAAUCCUCUCCGCUGCGUGCCCGUUGUCCGGGUUGUGGUGGGAAACAUCGGACUGGUGUGGGAUGUGCUGCUCGGGGGUAGCUCGGAGGUGGCUGCCGGGACUGGGCACGGGGGCACAGGCUGCGUGUGGUCUCCGUGUGCCAGACCCUGGGGUCGGGAGGCUCACGGCGCUUUGCUUUUUCCCCUCUUUAAGCCUGAGCGAUGUGAGCUGUUGGGAUCCAGCGCUGCAGCCCCCGUGCAGGGCAUUCCCAGCUGGGCUCCAGGUUUCGGCUUGGGAGAGGUGGCACGUGAGGUGCCUGGUGAGGGGCUGGCCAGGAGAGCGAUCCGGCUUCCCUGUCAUUUGUCACCAUCGAGCUCAGCAGAUUUCAGGCUGGCGCACACAGAUCGAUGGAAAACACCGCGCUUAGUGCCGGCUGCAAUGUCUCCUCUGGGGCUGCAUCAGCCUUUUAUUCAGGCAGCGCACGGGGAGAGUUGCCAAGGCACCAAGGGGGGCUGAGGUUAAUGCUGAUGCACCCAUGUUUUGGCUUGGUUGAUGGUGCCCCAUUCCUGGGGGGGCACAAGCUGGGUCCCUGCUAGUGACGAUGGGAGCGGGCAUCACCCUCGUGAGCGCAGCGCGGAGAGCUGGGGCUGGCGCACGCUCCAGGGAGACCAUCAAAAGCAGAGGUUUGGGGAAAAUCAUGGGCAGCUUUGCUCAGUCAGGCUUUGCAGAAGCUAAAUUAUUACUGUGGGGUUGAGGGGCGGCUUGGCCCAGUUCAUUACUGCGUAACCUCCGCUGCUAAACCUCUUGGAUUACAGAUCCAUCACGGUUUGGCAGUGAAAGAUGUGCAGCUGACGGCCGCCCCGAGGUUUUCGUGUCUAGGUGGAGGCUUGGCAUUGUGCUGGGAGCAGCCCUGGAGAUGGGGCUGGUGUGUGAUGGGAUGGUGCUUGAGGGGCUCCCGGUUGUGGUAGGGAUCCCCCAGGCUGGUCUGGGAUGAGCUGGGAGCUCCGGGAUGGGCUGGGAGCUCUGCUGGAAACACACCGUGCUCACGUUGUGCGUGCUGUGCGUACGUGGUACACGAUGCACGCGCAGGGCACACGCUACGCACAUGGUGUACACGGUGCACACGCGAUGCACACGCUAUGCAGGCACCGCACACGCGGCUCUGUGCCUGUUCAGGUUUUCCCUGUGUCUCGAAUAUCCCCAUUUCCAGCAAGGGGUUCCCAGUGCAGGUGUGUAAUGAAUGUUGCACGUACAAUGGAGACAGGCAGCCGCUCACCCGCACCCGUCAUAUCUGCAUCUGAAAACACAAUAAACGAACCAAGUGCAGUACGAAUGUUAAAGCGCUCGAGCUACAGUUAUUUUAAAAGAGAACUUCCCACCUCCCUGGAUGGAUGUAGCUCUCAAAGCAACAAUAUGUUUUCCACCAUGGCUCCGAGCAAAAUGGUUUGCUCCUGGAUUGACCUCUAUUGUGUUCAUAAAUGGCUUGUGGUGCUUUUUGAUUCCCCCGUCAUAAUGACUUGACCUCCAGAUUUAUGGCUGAAGGUCCUUUCAUCUCCACAUUGUUUCCCACCAGACUCCAGCCUGCUGCUUUGCUGGAGCGAACCUGCCCAGAGCCCAGCCCCGCGCCCCGCGCCCCUCCGAGCCCCCCAGCCGGCUCCCACUGACAAAGCUGCGGUGGGCAAAAGCGAACGGGUUUGGGGUUUUCUCUCUUUCUUUCUCUCUUUCUCUCUCUCUCUCUUUCUCUCUCUUUCUUUCUUUCUUUCUCUCUUUCUCUCUCUCUUCCUUUCUUCCUCCCUUCCUCCCUUCCUCUCUCUUUCUCUCUCUCUUUCUUUCCAGUGGCAGCAUUUUAAUAGGGCAGCGUAUGCUCCGGAGACCGCGAAGGCUGGGAAGUUGACAGCUCUUGUCACAGUACAAACACUCUCUCCCUGUCUCUCUUCCUCUCUCCCCCACGUUUGCACAACCCCCGGCACUUUUAAACUAGGAGUUUGCUCAUUGUUCAGGGUUUCCUUCUGCCCUCCCAAGUCUUGCCCUCCCACCCUGCCUUUGACUCUCCCACCCCACUUUGGCUUCUCCACUCCAGGAGCAAUUGGACCUGAGCGGUGCUAUAGUAGAUAAAUCUUACUAACGUCGGUGGCAAUGAGCUAUAAGCUGGAGUUGUCUGUCCAGUGGUUUCCAAGUGCUUUUCCAAGGCUCUCUGGGGAGAGGAAGGGAGGUGCAGGGACCCCCCCACUGCUGAGCAGGGAGCCUGAAGCUGAGGAUUUGAAACCGCCCCAUGUCCUGGCUGCUCAGGAGCAUCCUUGGGCUAAAGGGUGCAGUAGAAGCGCGUGAAAUGUAAGUUGUCCUCUCCGUGGCAGCGCUGGCUCAGCAUACAGCCAGGCUCUCUGCAACCCCCCCCCACCACUACAACACCGUGGGCUCCCAGGGUUUAUGGAGGAAGCCUCCACCUCCGUCCCUCCUCAGGAAGAGGAGAGCCACGCUCCUGAAAGAUGCAUUUGUUCCCCCCAGCAAUAAUCCUUCUUUAAUCCUGUUACACCAAGGAAAGCAUCCAACUUCCCUCGAAGCGGAUGGUGGGAUGCCCCGAGGAGGGUGGCCCCUCUCACCGUGGGCUGCCCUGGCCACAUCCCCGCUGGGCUUUGGGGGGGGUGGAUGUCCCAUGGCUCGGUCCCUUCCCGGGCGCCCCAAGCUUUUCCUCCAGUCGCCAAAGCGCUAGAGUGAAGCUGGCAGCAGCCAGCAACACCCGUGCCCCAGCCCUGGGGAUGGAGAAGUAACACCGUCAGAAAAAAGGAGCCGCCUGUACCAAGGGUGAUGCUGGAGUGUCGGGAAAAAUCAGUUUUAAUGAUCAAAAUAAGCAGAGCAUCGCCUCAGGCUCACUUCCAAGACAGGCAGUGUAGCCCCUUUGUAAAUAUUGGCUUACUUGGGAGCGAGGGAGCCUACAGAUGUUUAUUUGCAUGACAAUAGCCGGGUUGGGGACCAAAACGUGUGUGCGCGAGGGGCGCAGGGCGCAGCCCCCCUGGCAGAGGGGCUGGUGAGGGAGGUGGUCCGGCUCCUGCCAGGGGAGCUCGCGCCGCGCUGGCUGGAGAUGAAGAAAUGUUUGUGCAGUGAGCUGGAAGGGUACGUGCACAAAUCGUAGCAGGCAAGCCAAGAAAAAAGCUGCAGCUUGAACUCUCGUUCCUGUAACACGUUCUUAAAGGUUUUGCCGGAGAUGUGGAAAAGGACCAGGGAAUAACCCAGGCGAUCCCGAGGCAGAUGCUCUGCAGCAGGACGGACGGCUUCCACCCAAGCGCCCCGCGAGCAUCAGCUUGACGUACUGCAUUGGAUUUAAGACAAGUGCUGUGUUUGCUACAGGCAGGGCGAUUUCUGCAUCCCGGGUGGUAACCAAGAGAAAAAAAACAAAGCUUUUUUUUUUUUUUCCCCAGCAAUCACCUGGUCGAAGCUGCCCUUUCUCCCUCGUGCGGGCAAGAUUUUUUCCCAGCUGCUCGACGUGUCCGUGCUGCCCCGCUGCCCCCCUGCUCGCGAGCGCGGGGGGAUUGCGCAGGGAAAUACCGCGGGCAGCCUGAUAAAAUCCGCAGGGUCACGGUCCGGCUCCAUCCUCCCAGCCCGCGCCCGCUCGCCUCCCCGCGCCUCUGCCUUCCCACACUUCAAAAAAACAACCGGUCUUUGUGGCUGCGCCGAAACACCGCGUUUUUCAGAAGGUUACUGCGAGGACAGAGUGCAGGCAGCCGCAGGCAGCUCCAGGUGGGCAGAGGGAAGCUCACGUUGCUUUGGGAAAAUGCUGACCUUGUUCUGUUCCUAUUUUUGCACAUCAGCACAGCCUCCCGAAUUCAGGGUUUGCAGCCCCGGUGCUGUCCUUGGCGGGGACCUUCGGGUUUAUCUUUGGGCCAAAAAAACCCAGAAAGCUGGUGAAACGCAAAGCAUAUUUCUUGAAUGUAACUUUAUUUUUGCACAGUCGCCCUGUAACACGUGGUGACCACACGAGUGAUGCGCUCGUGGACUUCAACCACUGGGGAUUAAUCACUGCCCUGGAGUUUAUUACAAGUGUAAAGAUACGGGUCAAAUUUGCCCUUUGCUUUAUGCUGGUGUAACUCCCGAGAGACAGUCUGUAUACUGAGGUGUCUACAAAAAUGUUAACUUUACAGAGACGAGCUUGGACUGGACCCCAACACUCAGAUUUCUCCUAAAUGUGUCUCCGACCCAUCCCGAGGCAAAAGCACGUACACAACGAGCACAAGGAGGCGAAGACGGGCUUCCAGCAGGCACACGCUGAGGAAGCCCUGAGUCAACAAAGCCCUGCUUAAAUUUAAGUGUUUGCUUUGGGAUUUCGCUCGAUCCAAUAAAUUUGCCUAAUUCCCCCCUAAUAAACCUGUAUCGAUCCCUGCAGAAGCGCACAACGACCAAGCCGAGGGAAAGGCACAGAACCGUCCUUGCAGCAUCUCCCUAACGCUGCCUAACGAGGAUCAAAGCAUUAAAACCUCUUUUUAUUGUCCUUUUCUUUUAUCCCACUGUCUGGAUUUCAUCAUGAAGGGACCUACCCAGACAUGUUCCUCAGGAGUCUCCCAGCCCCAGUAGCCAUAGAAACCAGCUAUUUUUAGUCUGUUUUCCUGAUGCCAGUAAAUGACUUUUCUCUACUUUGGAGAGACAGCAGACCGGGUCAGCCUUGCGUGCUGGCGGAUGGUAAAUGAGCGUCUCCGGCAAGGCAGGCGUCCCCUCCCGUACUGUACUCGACGUUUGAGAAAAUAAAUGUGGCAUUUGUAAAUAAGCGCACAUAUCUACGCACAGAGCAGGUCACUUCCUAUCGUGUUUCCUACGCUAGAGAAAAAUCUUUAUAGGAAUUUUUAGAGUAUGGAUUUUAUAGCUGUUUGGAGAUCAGGGUUUUUUGGUAUAUGACAAGCUUCCUCCUUUUCUGAGCUGGUGCUUCAAAAGGCCCCGUAAUAAAAAUUACCAGCAUUUGGAAAUGUGAUCAAUGCGGGUCAGAGCACGGUGGUACUAAAAGCAUAAAUCAGCCCCACAACAAUGCCUUUCAUUCCCGGGAUACCAGCGAGACUCGCAGCCAAGGGCUUUUGAAGUCAGAUGGAAAACCACAUUUGUCUGAGUAAUUAUCGGGCUACACGCUAAUGAGAAACGCUGGCCGGGUAAUUCAGCAGGAGGGAAGGGGGCUGGGGCAGAGCAUCAUAUUCCUGGAGGGUUUUCUUGAAACACCCAUCGUCUCCCAGGACGUUGCCCCUUCCCGGGUGCCUGGCGGCAGGAUCCGGCCCGUGGGGGCAUUUCCCCAGCUGCUCCCUGCCCCUCCGGGGGGUGCAGGAGCGUCCCCAGCCAGCGCCGUGUCCGCGGGCAGCCCGGCGGGAAGGGCCCCGCAAACCGAGCGGGGAUGAUGGAGCCUCUUUCCUUUUAAUGCCUGCCAGCUAUCCGGGAGCUGUAAAUACACACUGAGCCCAACGGCUUCUGCUGUAACGUAUCUAGUUUACAAGAUUGUACUAUAAAUUAUAGAUGCAUAUCAUGACUGUGGUUUGCACUGAGAGACUCGCCUAUUGAUCUGUCUCCUGCUGGUUAAUAUUUGGGACGGCCAUGGCCCGGCUCUCGGAAGCAGCAUGCUGUUGCGGGUCGUUUGUACGUCUCUCCAUCUGCACUUGGAGCAAACACUUUCCUGGCCCAGCUGUACGGGCACGCGGGGAAGCAGCUACGGCAGCUGCUGUAAUAAACUGGCUUUAUGAUA
Messenger RNA from Chroicocephalus ridibundus (black-headed gull), 11243 nucleotides. It is a transcript of the gene BLACAT1, whose product is annotated as BLACAT1 overlapping LEMD1 locus. Bases 3791 to 3937 code for a protein of 48 amino acids. NCBI's taxonomy places the organism in Eukaryota, Metazoa, Chordata, Aves, Charadriiformes, Laridae. The transcript is spliced from 5 exons. The record is from RefSeq and is a predicted model, not a curated record.